UCCCAGGGAGUGAGGAUCCGAGAGCAGAGCCGGAGCAGCGGCCCGGGCAGCGGCUGGGGCAGCGGCCGGGGCAGGAGCAGCAAAGGAGAGGCAGCCCGCUAGUCCCUCGGACGCUACCGGAGCCGCCCCAUCCCCCACCGCCACUGCAGUGCCGGCUUUCUCCGGCCAGAAGGACCCAGGCGUCCCCGGUGCCCCAGCCAUGGAGCAAGACAACAGUCCCCGCAAGAUCCAGUUCACUGUCCCGCUGCUGGAACCGCACCUGGACCCGGAGGCGGCGGAGCAGAUCCGAAGGCGUCGUCCCACCCCAGCCACCCUUGUGCUGACCAGUGACCAGUCGUCUCCAGAGAUCGAUGAAGAUCGGAUCCCCAACUCUCUGUUCAAGUCCACAUUGUCCAUGUCUCCAAGGCAGAGGAAGAAGGUGACUCGGACCACGCCGACGAUGAAAGAGCUCCAGAUGAUGGUAGAACAUCACCUCGGACAGCAGCAGAAGGAAGAAACGGAAGCGGCAGCGGCAGAGAGCGAAGGAACUCAGGAAUCCUGCCUGCCUGAGCCUGAAGACGCAGAAAUGGGUUCAAGGCUGAGCCCCAGUGCCCACACCACCUCUGAGGGUCAAAACAAAGUAGGUGGCCCGGAGCUACAGCAGGAGGGAUUGAGGUUAGACAUCAAGAAGGAAUUCCUGCCUCUGGAAUAGGUCCAAGGGCCAUGAAGCUGUCCUGGAAUCGAGGCUGGGGCUGGGGCCCCCCAAUUGCUGGUUCUUUUCUUCUUUCUUCAUUUCGGGGGGAAAUCUCGCAUUUCUAAAAAGUGAUAAAUUUGGUGUUGGGCCCUUG
This is a messenger RNA of Gracilinanus agilis (Agile Gracile Mouse Opossum), 827 nucleotides long. It is a transcript of the gene PPP1R1A, whose product is annotated as protein phosphatase 1 regulatory inhibitor subunit 1A. Lineage: Eukaryota; Metazoa; Chordata; Mammalia; Didelphimorphia; Didelphidae. The record is from RefSeq and is a predicted model, not a curated record. Gene Ontology annotation, cellular component: cytoplasm. Gene Ontology annotation, molecular function: protein phosphatase inhibitor activity. The transcript is spliced from 7 exons. Gene Ontology annotation, biological process: intracellular signal transduction. The coding region runs from base 200 to 691 and encodes 163 amino acids.